CCAACUUUGUGAGUGCAUCCGGGGUCAUGGUGCAUUCAGGUUAUGCCGUUCUGAAUGAGGAGAAACUACCCCCGCGUUCAGACAAAGGAAAGACUUAAAAUGUGUUGUAAAAUGUGUUUUCGAGCCUUUUUUAAAUAUCAAUUUUGCUUGCGAGUUCCAGCUCGAAGAUGGACUCAGUGAAGCGCAAGGAAACAAACCGCCCCGUGGUUGUACGUAACCCGAACCUCUGUGAGAUGAGAGAGGACAUCUUGUACCACUUCAAUCUCGGAACGGAGACGCACAACCUCCCUGCUCUGUUCGGUGACGUCAAAUUUGUGUGCGUUGGUGGCAGCACUCGGCGGAUGAAAGACUUCAUUAAGUACGUCGCCGCCGAGCUCGACAUGCGAGACCCCAACAACGACUACCCCAAUAUCUGCGCCGGAACGGACCGCUACGCCAUGUACAAAGUCGGCCCUGUGCUCUCUGUUAGCCACGGAAUCGGGAUCCCGUCCAUAUCGAUCAUGUUGCAUGAGCUGAUUAAGCUCUUGCAUCACGCUUGUUGCACAAAUGUGACGAUCAUCCGCAUUGGGACGUCAGGCGGGAUAGGGGUGAAGCCCGGCACGGUCGUGGUGACCAAGCAGUCCGUGGACGGCACGUUCGUGCCCAAAUUCGAGCAGCUGAUCUUGGGGCAGACGGUGGUCCGCGACACCGAGCUGGACUCCGACCUGGCCGAGGAGCUGCUCCGGUGCGGCGAGGAGCUUGGCCAGUUCGACACGGUGCUGGGCAACACCAUGUGCACGCUGGAUUUCUACGAAGGUCAAGCCCGAUUGGACGGCGCGUUCUGCUUUUACAGGGAGAGCGAUAAGCAGAAAUACCUGACGAAAGCCAGGGAAGCGGGGGUCCGCAACAUCGAAAUGGAGUCCACCGCUUUUGCCGCCAUGUGCAAAAUGAGCGGCCUGCGAGCGGCCGUGGUUUGCGCAACGUUGGUGGACCGACUGAAGGGAGACCAGCUGAGCAGCUCUCAUGACGUCCUCCAAACCUACCAGCAGCUGCCUCAGAUCCUCGUGGGCUACUACAUCAAGAAGAAGCUCAAAGCACUGAUAUGACGGGACCUUUAUCAAAAGUCAAAACUUUGUU
This is a messenger RNA of Syngnathoides biaculeatus (alligator pipefish), 1116 nucleotides long. RefSeq names its product uridine phosphorylase 1 (gene upp1). The transcript has 8 exons. The coding region runs from base 168 to 1085 and encodes 305 amino acids. NCBI's taxonomy places the organism in Eukaryota, Metazoa, Chordata, Actinopteri, Syngnathiformes, Syngnathidae. The record is from RefSeq and is a predicted model, not a curated record. Gene Ontology annotation, cellular component: cytoplasm; cytosol. Gene Ontology annotation, biological process: uridine catabolic process; nucleotide catabolic process. Gene Ontology annotation, molecular function: uridine phosphorylase activity.